CAGGACGCACCUCUCCUCUCCUCCUCUCCUCCUCCUCCUCCUCCUCUUCCUCCUCCUCUCCGGAGCAGUGCGCCGGCCGGAGCUCACUCUGCCGGGUACAGAGAGGGAUGAGGCCCCGGCAGGCAGCCCGGGAACAGCGAGGAGAUACAUGGAUGUAAUGGUUGUGGAGACGUCGCUGCUGGUUCUUCACGGACCUGACGGAUUGUGAGCGCGUCACAGUGGGAACUUUACGCAGCGCGGAGUUUUGUUGUGGAUGAAUUUUACGCGUCGAUGAUGGAUCAUUAUGUUUAAAUCAACUCCAAACGGACUCUGGAAUCUAAAGACUGUUCUUGUCUGUGUAACUUUCUGAGUCACCACGUAAACUUUUUUCUCCCGGAGAUGGAGCCGGAGGAGGGGAAGGUCUCCGUGUGGGUAUGCCGGGAGGAGAAGCUGGUCUCCGGCCUGACGAAGCGAACCACCUGCGCCGACGUGGUGAAGGUUCUGCUGGAGGACCAGAACCUGCAGCAGGGCACCUCCGCCGCGAUGCUGUCCGGGUCCCCGCAGUCCUACUGCUUGGUGGAGAAGUGGCGGGGCUUCGAGAGGACCCUACCGAACAAGACCAAGAUCCUGCGGCUGUGGAGCGCCUGGGGAGACGAGCAGGAGAACGUCCGCUUCGUCCUGGUGAAGACCGACGCGUCGCUGCCCAACAACGGGCCCCGCAGCGCCGAGGCCCGGGUGGUCCAGAGCCGGGACAGCGGGGGUCCGGGCGCCGGGCUGAAGGGAACCGCCAAGAGCUGCUGGACCGCCGCGGCCGCCGCAGCCAACCUGUCCCAGGAGAAGCAGCGGCGCAUCGUGCGCAAGGCUUUCAGGAAGCUGGACAAGAUGAACAAGAAGAAGGAGCACACCGUGUGCAAGGACCAGGGCUCCGUGGAGAAGAUGGAGACCCUGGUGCACCUGGUGAUCUCCCAGGACCACACCAUCCGGCAGCAGGUCCAGCGGGUCAAGGAGCUGGACCGGGAGAUCGAGCGCUACGAGACCAAAGUGCACUUCGACCGCAUCCAGAGACACGGGGUGAACUAUGUGCAGGACACAUACAUGGUGGACGCGGCGGCGGACCCCGCGGCCGCCGGCCCGGACUGCCAGGACGCGCGCUGCACCGCGGAGGCGCUGGCGCAGUUCGAGGAGUACGCGCGCCGCUGCGAGGAGGUCGUGCGGCUGCAGGAGGAGCUGACGGAGCGGGAGGCGCUGGUGGAGUGCAUCACCGGGGAGAUCCAGGAGGAGCUGAACCGCCGCUGGAUGACGCGGCGGCGGGAGGAGAGAGGAGCCGAGGACGCGGAGGACGCCGCGGAGGAGACGAGCCGCGCCGCGUCCGCCGCUCCAGCUGUGGAGCCAGAUGCUGAGAGUCAGUCCGAGGACGAGGUCCUGUUCGAGGAGGAGAGGAUCAAGACACAGCUGGACACGAGUCUGUACAUCGGCCUGAGGCUGAAGACAGACCUGGACUCCAUCAGGGGGGACUUGGACCUGAGUCUGGCACUCUGGGAGACCAAGGAGAGCGAGCUGCUGGAGCUGCUGGCCCGGGUGGAGAGCAUGGACAUGGAGCAGGUGGAGGGCUCGGUGGGUGAUGGUGCUGAGGAGCAGCUGGGGGCAGGGAGCGCUGACACUGAAGCUGCCCCCUCGGAGAAGAGCAGCGGCUGGGUGGAGCAGGCCAGAGGACUGUCCAAGGCCUGCAGCACCAACGACGACGACUCGGACACAGGCCUGAGCUCCAUGCACAGCCAGGACUCCGACAACCCGCCUGUGUGCGAGUCGCUGGUGUAACUUUGGACUCGAACGCAAGAGCCACAAACUCAGGGGCCGAGAAAUCAGUGUUGGUCGAAAGGGGGAGAUGGUCUUCCUUCCUCAAAACGCACCUCAGUACGGACACUGUAAUUCUAUAGCAAUAAUUUCUGUAUGUAGUCGUUGCACAAUAAGCUAGGAGGGGGUGCUGCUCCACCGCUGACCUUUGACCUCCGUGUGGAGAGGCAACAAACUAGACCACGUGUUAGGAGAAUUAGCCUCGAAGAGUAUUAAAGCAGUAUUGUGUAGUCCUCAAACUGGUUUACACAGAUCUGAUCACAGAGCGCUGAUAAGAGCUGAGGCUGAGAUGUGAGGCUGAGAGGUUUCAAACGGAAAGUUUCCCUUUAAAAGGUCAACGCACAGGACAGUCUGAUGUCAUCACACACACACACACACACACACACACACACACACACACACAGGUCAGACACACACAUGCUGUCCAAGCUCGUUCAGUCAGACACACAAAGAAGCAGCAUCAGUUCAGUGUCGUACCAAAAAUCAUCAUUUCAAUUUGUAGAAAUCCUUAAGUUUUAUCAGAUUAAGAAAGAAAAACGGCAAAUAUUGUGAUCAGGAGUUUACAUGGACACCGAUAUUCUCAGAUUAAGACGAUAGAAUUACGAGUAAAGUCGUGAUAUUAUGAGAAAAAUGUCUUUUCUUUACAAGAAAAAGUUGUAAGUUGUAAUUUUACUUAAAUAAAGCUGUAAUACUACCAAAAAAGUCAUAAUAUUACUAGAAUAAAGUCGUAAUUUAACAAGAAUCAAGUAAUUUUCACAAAGUUGAUCUUCUGAUAUUCACCCUCUAACAUUAUUCUUGUUAAUGUAUUUUUAUUCUUGUACAUUUACAACUUUAUUCUACAAAUCUCAGAUCUUCAUUUCCUUAAAGUCGCCCUAAUACUCCGUCGUACUGAGUCAGACACUUUCAUGUAAACAGCGUUUUCCGAUCACCUUAACUUGAAUAAGCUCAUAUAGGAAUAAUCAAUAAUCAUUAAGAUGUGGAGUAUUCCCACAUUAGUUGCAGUUUCCUGUCUGAUCCCGUCUGAGCCCAAGAGAAAACGAACCAGGCCUCGACAGACGUUGUGAGUCUGAACCCGACCAGAACCCCUCAUGUAAACGUCCUAAUCAGACUCAUUCAGAAGAAGGUGAACAGUCAGAUCGUCGGUGUCCAUGUAAACGUCUCUGAUCCGUUUCCCUCAGCACAGUCGACACUUCACAUCGUCCUCAGUGUAGAUGUAAAGUCUCUGAAGCACAAAGAGUCGUGUUGGUUUAGUGUUAGAGAUAAAAACAUGUGGUACCUGUUCUGUCUCUGCAGCUCAGUCAGUGGAUGUUUAGUGGAUCUAUCAGUCUUUAACAUCUCUUAUAGAAACUACACACGCUGUCGGCUGUAGCUUCACAUUCACGUGACAUGAGAGUGAUGUCGAUCUCAUCUCAUCAUCACACGUUAUGGAUGUUUCUGAGCUUCAGGGGUCACGACCUCCAGGCUGGGAACCUCUGGUUUAAAGCACAGGGAACAGAUUCAGAUUCAGAUCCAGAUUCAGUGCAGCGUCGUCACAGCAACAUCACAUCAGAGCAAAACACGGAGAUUCUGGGCACUUGCUUGAUUAAAGGAGGGUUCCAACAAUUUACUGCUGUCCUCUGUAAAGAAAACUGAAGCAGGAGAGACGGAUCCACCCUGAUAGGUCAAAAUCAGUAUCCUACAUUUCCCACAAUGCAACUUGACAGCAUUUGUAAUCAGACUUUCCUGCCUCUUGCUAAACUAAAGUUUAUUUAAUGUGUGAAAUUGGUUGAAUGCCCCUUUAAAAACAUGAGUUUGGCUUGUUUCCCUAAAAAAACAUCACAAACAAGUAAAACCUUGAAUUUGUAUUGAGGUUAAACUUCAGAAACGAUUUGCUUGUAGUAGAAGUUGGUUUGAUAAGGAAAAAUCCACCAGGGACACAAACAUGAGUCAGAACAACAGAGAACUACGAUCUACAAAGUCAAUGAAGUGUUUCUGGAUCGAUCAGCAAAGAUUUACUAGAGAAAAACCAGGAGAAAUUCACAUUUAAAGUCAUUUUGGGCCUCGUCUGCUGAAUUCUACGUCCUGUUUAAUCAUAGACUAUAAAUGAAGAUGGACAACGCGUCUCUACUUCCUCUCGUAGAACAGGAAUGAAGCUAAACUACCCUGGAUACACGUGCACUUUAUUUGAAGCCAGAGUCUGUGUAGUGGUGAUGGAAGAGCGGAGCCAUCUUGUUUUUAUAUCAUCGGGAAAAAAACCCAAACUUAUCAGAAACACUGUGUGAUCAGAACUACCUAAAAUGACAGAAAUCAUCUUUAAGAAAAAAUGUUUCUAACGUGUACUUUGAUUUCUUUGUUUGACCAAUGUCCCGUCCACUAACUUGGAGGAGGUGGGUGUUUAUCUUUAUUUACAGUCUAUGUUCUGAACGUCUGAGUCAAAGAAGCUUUUGUUUAAUAAUCUCCGAGACAUAAAGAUGAACUAUUUUAAUCCUUAGUUCACUCAUUACGUCCUGGAAGUGGCUCCUGGUGAAUAUGUGUGUGAUCUGUUCUCUCUGGUUCCAAGACCUGCACAGACGAGACCGAGAGGAAAAACAUUAAUUCAAGAUCUUCCCUCGAGUAAACACACCGCUCAGUAUUUGCGUGGGGCCGUCGUGAUGUCACAUCGUACAUGUUUGACUUUGUGUGAAAAGUAAAAAAACCUUUGUAACACCCAGAGGAGACUGUGGCUUUAGCCGUUAGCUGUGUCCAGACACCAACAUAUAUCCUGUGUAGCUAAUUCAUGUCGUGUGAUCGGCGAAGCUUCUUCAGCAGCUGUGAGGCGACAGCAAGAAAAACGAUGGGAUGUUCUGUGGCUGCAUCGUAACACCAGUCAGCUCCUUAUUACACAUGACUGUUAGUGGUGAAAUAAACAGUGAAACACA
Hippoglossus stenolepis (Pacific halibut) is the source of this 4730-nucleotide messenger RNA. RefSeq names its product Ras association domain family member 10a (gene rassf10a). The record is from RefSeq and is a predicted model, not a curated record. Gene Ontology annotation, biological process: signal transduction. The transcript has a single exon. Bases 379 to 1797 code for a protein of 472 amino acids. NCBI's taxonomy places the organism in Eukaryota, Metazoa, Chordata, Actinopteri, Pleuronectiformes, Pleuronectidae.